GGGAGAGAGCAAUCAACGCGUCAUGAUGAACCUCCUGGGGCUGACGUACCUGGCCAUCGGCUUGGCGGUCUGUCACGCGCAGUUCGUUUUCCCGGACCAGUACGAGGCAAUGAAGCUGGAGGCUGAGAGGCGACUUAGCACGAGACCGACGUACCCGCAGAGCUUUAGCGGCGGCUCUCAGUCCCUGAGCUUGGCACCGUCUUCCUUUCCUUGGAGGCAGGAAUCCACAAGGCCGUCCCACCUCUCAAUAGCCAACGCUCUCCUACCCCCCGGAUGGCAAGACUAUGUAAUAAAUCUCAUAUCGACGGGAGUUACGCAAUUCACCCUCGAUAUGGAUCGCGCUGUCGACAAUGCGAGCUCCUCCUCGUCGAGUCGUGAAAAUGUGCUUUUCUCACCAGUUAGCUUAACAGCUACACUGGCGAUGGUGCUCCUGGCUUCCGGUGGCAAAACUUUCGAGGAGGUCACGAGAAUUCUUGGACUGCAAUCGGGUGUCGAUAUUUCCAAUCAUUCCGAGGUUGUGCAUCGAAUUUUUGGCUUAUUGAUUCAAGAAUUUAACGAGGACUAUCGCGCUGACAAAAAUAUGCCACAAUGCGAAGUUGCAUUCGGUAUUUUUGUCCAGGAUGGCUAUCCUAUUCGUAAAGAGUUUCGAGCCGUUAGCGAUAAAAUCUACAAAAGCGAUGUGACGAGCGUCGAUUUUUCCAAUCAUAAUGAUAAGGCACAGUCGAUAAUUAAUAAUUGGGUGGACGACAAGACAAUGGGUAAAAUUAAGAAAUUGCUGAACGAGCCGCCAAAUCCUUUAUCCGCAGUUAUUAUUGCAUCCGCUUUAUACUUUAAUGGAGAGUGGAAUCAGCACUUUUACGAAGGAACGAAGAGGAAGGCAUUCUAUAUCGAGCCGAAUGAAAUUAUUUACGUGGACUUCAUGUACAACGGUGGUACCUUUCCAUUUUACGAAGACCAAAAUCUCGGCUUAAAGAUCAUUGGACUCCCAUACAAGGGCCUUAAAGUAUCUAUGUACGCGAUCCUUCCAACGGCAAGUGGCGCUGCCGCCCUCAAGGAGAUCAAGAGGCACCUGACACCCGACGUCAUUGACCGUCUCAUAAACAACAUGCAAAAUAACUCGUGCUUAAUCAGCUACCCGAAGAUGGAGCUGUCGAGCACCCUACAGCUUCGGAGUGCUCUCAAGUCAUUGGGCCUCCUCUCACUCUUCGAUCCCAGAACCGCCGACCUAAGUAUCCUAUCCCCAGGUCGCGGUCACGGAGACAACGUCGACGGCGGCCCCGCAUUCAUAACCUGGAGGUCCUUGGAUCCCGACUCUACCGACGAUUACAGGCGUCAGUCCAAGUCAGGGAGGCCGAACUUCCUUUACAAGUAUAACACGCGUAAUUACACGGUCGAGCAGUGGAAUAACGGUUACAAGUUGCGUUACACGCCGCGCGUCAAACGUCAGAGUCGCUCGGUCGAGCGGGAGUUCGCCGAUUUCCUCGGGAGCCAGCGGUUGGCGCUCUUUGGGCUCGAUGAGCUUCGGAAUAGCGCCGGGGUGACGAACCCGGGCUUGUUCGCCGACGACGUCGUUCACAAGGUCGAGAUGACGGUGAACGAGAGGGGAACCGAGGCCGCUGCCGUGACGGGUGUCCUGCUCAACAGGAGCGGCGAUUAUAGGCGUUUCAUCGCCAAUCGGCCCUUCCUCUUCUUCAUCAGGCACGACCUCUCCAAGCUCAUUUGGUUCUGGGGCAGCAUCAAUCGGCCUACGCCCUUUUACCACGAUCCCUGAUACCCCUUUCGGUGCCUCAAACGGACGGUCUCCUCCUGUCUUUCUCAUCCACUCGCACUUGUCGGAUUUAAUACUCGGAGACUUUCCUCGGCACAUUUUCGACGCUCGAUCGAGGCACUUUCGAUAAUAGCUGGCUUUUACGAUUCAGCCACGACCGUGCGGUAGGGAACG
This is a messenger RNA of Ceratosolen solmsi marchali, 1942 nucleotides long. RefSeq names its product leukocyte elastase inhibitor. The transcript has 5 exons. Bases 23 to 1771 code for a protein of 582 amino acids. Lineage: Eukaryota; Metazoa; Arthropoda; Insecta; Hymenoptera; Agaonidae. Gene Ontology annotation, molecular function: serine-type endopeptidase inhibitor activity. The record is from RefSeq and is a predicted model, not a curated record.